This is a messenger RNA of Parathielavia appendiculata, 1122 nucleotides long. Its product is annotated as WD domain-containing protein. The record is from RefSeq and is a predicted model, not a curated record. Bases 1 to 1122 code for a protein of 373 amino acids. Gene Ontology annotation, biological process: mRNA splicing, via spliceosome. Gene Ontology annotation, cellular component: catalytic step 2 spliceosome. The transcript has 2 exons. NCBI's taxonomy places the organism in Eukaryota, Fungi, Ascomycota, Sordariomycetes, Sordariales, Chaetomiaceae. Gene Ontology annotation, molecular function: protein binding.
AUGACACAGCGUACGGCGCCGUUCCCAACACGACCGGUGGCCCAGCUACUCGGGUCAAAUGGCCCCGUCCACGCCCUCGCCUACUCUGCCUCCCCCGGCACGUACAUCUUAACGGGCUCCUCCGACCGCUGCAUCAGGCUGUACAAUCCCUCCUCCACGACCCCGUCGUCCAAGAACAGCACUAUCACCACCCCCGCGACAACCAACCCCCCAAAGACGCCACCCCUCCCCGCAGGCAAGCUCAUCCAAACCUAUGCCUCGCACGCCUACGAAGUCCUCUCCCUUUCCAUCUGCCAGUCCAACGCGCACUUCUGCUCCGCGGGGGGCGACCGCGCCGUCCUCCUCUGGGACGUCUCGACAGCCCAGACCGUGCGGCGCUUCGGCUCCUCCUCCACCUCGCACUCCCACACGGGGCGCAUCAACGCCGUGACGUUUGCGGGGGCCGACGACAGCCUGAUUAUCUCGGGCGGGGUGGACUGCACCGUGCGGGUGUGGGAUGUCCGGAGCAACAACCCGCGUCCCGUGCAGGUUCUCCACGACGCCAAGGACGCCGUGACGGCAUUGGCCGUCGGGGACGGCGAGAUUGUGGCCGGGAGUGUCGACGGCAGGGUCAGGGGAUAUGAUAUCCGCACGGGCCGCUGUGUGGUGGAUGUGUUCCCCGCGAGCGUGACGAGUGUUUGCGUGGCGAGGGAUGCGCGGACGGUGUUGGUGGGCUCGCUGGAUAGUCGACUACGGUUGAUGGAUCGGAGGGAUGGGGCGUGUUUGAGGACUUUUGUGGCGGGCGGAUGGAGGAACGAGGAGUUGAGGGUGCAGAGUGUCUUUGGCGGCGGGGAGAGGUUCGUUGUGGUCGGGGACGAGAUGACCGGCCAGGACAUAAAAGGGGGGGAUGGGAGCGAGGGACGGGUGUGGGCGUGGGAUGUGUUGACGGGUAAGUUGGUUGCGACGCUGCCUGUUCCGUGGGGCCAUGGGAACGAGGCCAGAAAAAAGGUUAUUGGCAGGGAUGGGAAGGAGAAGGAACGGAAGAACGUGGUGAGCUGCAUUGCGUGGAAGGAAGGGGGGUUCGGGAACCAGUUCUGCGUUGGCGGGACGUCGGGAGUAGUCACGGUGUUUGGCGAGGGUUGA